Tetrahymena thermophila SB210 is the source of this 435-nucleotide messenger RNA. Its product is annotated as transmembrane protein, putative. The transcript is spliced from 2 exons. The record is from RefSeq and is a predicted model, not a curated record. NCBI's taxonomy places the organism in Eukaryota, Ciliophora, Oligohymenophorea, Hymenostomatida, Tetrahymenidae.
AUGAUAUCUAUAGGUGGUAUUGGAGGAAUAAUAGUAGGAAAUAUUAUUAUUACUAAUAUGCAACAGUUUUGUGGAUAUUAUAUUCAGCAUAAUUAUCCAUAUGAUGAUUAUGAUAUAAAGACAAAUUUAGAUGACGCUAUUUCUAGUUGCUCAAAAUUAGAAAUUAAUGGCUAUUCAACUGAUGAAGUAGUUAAGUAAUUAAGUAUAAUAUUUAUAAUAAAAUCUUUUAAAACUUAUGAUUUUGGAACUGGAGCUAAUUGCCUAUCCCUUGAUUCUUUAGUAGUUGAGAAUUGGAGCAGUUUAUAUACAAACUAAAUAGUAAGUUUAGCACUUUUAGGCGUGUAUUAUUUGGCUAACAUUGUCUUUACAGCAUUAAUUCACAAAAAAUUAAAAGAAAUUACAAAUUAAAAUGGGUUUUUACAAAAUAAUUAUUGA